AUGCUGCUGGCGCUGCUGCUGCAUCUCCUCGUCUUCCACUUACUGACUGCGAGAGAUGUCCCCGCGCGCAAGGACACGGGCUUCGUUGUGAGACACAUAGACAAGUGUCCAAAUGUCGGCUACUACUUCAAGCGGGAGACGCCGCCUAACUCCGUGGGACCUGGCGUGUGUUACCUGUGCUUCUGUCAGAGAGACCGCACCGCCAUCUGCUGGAAGAGAGAGAACAAAAGAUGUGACAAGCUGAGCUUCCACCAUCGGGAGAUUGGGAGUCAGGACGCAAGGCAAAGACGCAGUCUCGGUCUCUCAGAGUUCUUUCGAGAAGCUUCCAAGGAUUUUUUCAUCAAACAAUCGAAACCGGAAUGCAAGCCGUUCGAGUCCACGUUUAGUGAGGACUGCCCACCAGUGGACUGGUGCACUGGAUGUACAGUGUGUGACUGUAAUGCUAAUGGGAAGUGGGAUUGUCAUCUCCUGAGUUUUUGUGCCGAUGAGAAAAAGCAGAAACAGAGCAAAGGUGCGAGAAGAGGUGUCGGUAGAAAGUAUGGAAAGAAACCAAAAACGUCGACCACGAAGACAACUGCGACUGUAAAACCUAAACCUGUGCAGAAUAAUAAACUUAAACCUUUGAAAAAUAAUAAACCUACACUUGUGAAGAAUAAUAAACCUAAACCUAUGAAAAAUAAUAAACCUACGGUCAAAGCCAAAAAUAAAGCAACAGUAGUGGUGAAACAUGGCAACAACAACAAAACUCAAGCACAACGUAUUAUUAGGAAGUCUAUUCCACACAAAAUGAACUCAACUACCACCCCAGUAAAAAGAAGAACUCCAAUAAGAUAUAAAAGAAUUUCAACAGGUAAGUCAGAAACAACAAAGAAAAUGAUCAAGAAAAACGUAGUGACACAUAAACCAAUUGAAAUUAAAACAACUAAACAUAAUUUAGAAAUGAUAAUAGCGCAAAAGUUAAUGCAAAAAGUUAUGGGGAAAUUAAGAAAAUCUGUUGCUGCCGAAAUGAAAAAUAUGUCUAUGCUAGCACUGGAAACUGUUAAACGCGAAAGAAUGAAAUAUUUAAAGAAGCCUUCUGGUAAGCCAAAAGGGAAGUCAAAUCAGGCACCGAAGACACCAAAGACUAACCCAGGGAGAAAACCGAUGUACAAACCUGCAGGGAAGCAGACCAAAACGACUAAAAACUAUAUCAGAAACAAACGAGACCUGAAUGCAGCGGCAAUUUCAGUGAUACCUAUUAAUGCGUCUAUAGAACAUUUUUUGGGGACACCAAAUGUCACAGAAGCACUUCCUUUCACACAAAUGUCGAGUAACUUGGUAGUCCCUGAUAAUGAUAAUGAUAACACGUCACACACUGUUGGAAGCAGCACACUUCCAGAAAAUGAGUACUAUAAAUAUGUCGUCGGUAACGAAGAACAUAAAACAAAAGCAAAUGCACCACUAUGGGACGCUGCGACCACUCGAGUCAAUAUAACGGAAACUGUCUUCGACCUCAUCGGUGCACCAUUGACUUCUUAUGCAUCUACUGAAAAAGAGUCAAUAAGGAAAAAGAAAAGAAAAUUCAGUAUUCUUAGAUAUUUAAAGAAAAUUUUCAAUAAAAUAUUUAAACGCGAGAAACCGAACCGACUGAGUAAACAUCAUCUUAUAGAAACUUUGUGUGAAAACUUCGGUCCGUGUCGAGUGAGUGCAGUCAAGGGUGUCAAUAAUAGCGUAGAGAUAGAAAACUUUUCAAGAAAUAUCAUUCAAAAUCUCAGGAAGCUGAAGCGCCUGGCUCAUACCGUGAGCUCUAGUGGGAGGAUCAAGAGGGAAAUCUCAGGAGAUGACGAUGCUAUAGAGUAUCUGCUGAUGUUGAUGGAGUAUUUAAUUAAACAAAAUCAUCCGUUGGACGCUGCACCAGUAAAUGACGGGAUAGAUCUAUUAAUAGAAGCAAUAAAAAAUGCGCCAGAUAUUAAACCUAUUAAGAAAAAAGUGCUAGAGUACACACCUGCUACUUACUCCGAUGAAACAACAUAUCCUACUACUAUAACUGCCAUUACAGAGAAUACUUUUACUGAAGACGAUAAUCCAUCCGAUAGUGAAAAGUCUUCAAGUGAAGAUAGUGGUAAAAUGAAACUAGAGGACACCGAACUUAAAUUGGAUGAAAACAAAGAGUUCGUUGAUAUGGUUACGGAUGAUGAUAAAGACCCAGAAGAAAAUAAUCAGUAUGAUCGUCAAGCUGGAAACAUGAAAGUGGGCGAAAUCACUGAAACCUCUUAUUUUAACAGACUUGAGCAAAAUAUUGCAGAACCAGAAAAUGAUAUGGAAACAACGACACCUAUGCCAAUGGAGAUGGAUCUUAGCGACAAACAGGAUAGUCAAGAUGAUGUUAAUAUAGGAAAGACACUUACUAUAGAGCAAAAAAAUUUAGGCAAAGCCACUAGAGCGGAAUCUAGAACCAGACCUAGAGCUGAAGUUGGAUUCAAAAAUGAAGCUGAUGUUGACGCUGUUGGUGGGGCUGAUGUGGAAGCUGAACCUGCACCUGAGGCUGCAGUUGGUGCUGUAAUGAGAGGGAGAGGUGAAGUUGUAUCUAUGUCUGAAGCUGGAGCUACCGAUAUCAUUGAUAUGAACGAAAAGAAGUUUGAAGUACUUGCAGGAGAUAUUGAUGAAGAAGCAAAUUUUUCAACUACAACUCCAAUAACGGGAACUGAAUCACCAACAGCUGUGCCCACAGAAUUCCAUUCUACUGAAUCUGAAACAAUCAAACCCAAAACAAAAAUGAGGCGUCUGAACUUAGAAUCGUAUGAUAGCGAGAGUCUUGAUAAAAAAUCAAAACUAGAAUGGAUCGAAGAAAACUUUGGAAAGAAUAUUCCAAAAGAUUUUACAGAUAUUGACGAAAGCAAUAAUACAACAACUGAUGCUACAAUUAAAUAUUUGACAGAUAAAUCAACAGAAAAACAAGUUACUGAGAAAUUAGAUGUUAGCAAUUUAACUAAAGAAGCGGCUGAGGAAGCCGAGAAGAAUAAGAUAAAGACAGAAAAACAAAGUGCUGAGGAUGUAAUGUUAAGGAAGCAGAUGGAUUUAUUGAAUUCUCUUGAUUACGGCACUGAAAAAGGAGAAACAUUAGAACCAGACUCGAAGGAUACUAAUGCGGAAGACAGAUACUCAGGAGACACGUUUCCAUCGUAUUUUAUUUAG
Messenger RNA from Spodoptera exigua (beet armyworm), 3174 nucleotides. The record is from the annotation of a GenBank genome assembly. NCBI's taxonomy places the organism in Eukaryota, Metazoa, Arthropoda, Insecta, Lepidoptera, Noctuidae.